Epinephelus moara (kelp grouper) is the source of this 1794-nucleotide messenger RNA. RefSeq names its product leucine-rich repeat-containing protein 18-like. Gene Ontology annotation, molecular function: protein binding. Bases 165 to 857 code for a protein of 230 amino acids. Lineage: Eukaryota; Metazoa; Chordata; Actinopteri; Perciformes; Serranidae. The record is from RefSeq and is a predicted model, not a curated record. The transcript has 3 exons.
UGCACAUGUCAGCGCUUUCCUUGUCUGACUACAACAACUGUGGCAUCUUGAUGUAGAGUGUAAGUUUUAGGCUGAAGAAAGAGAUCAAUAGGUCAAGUGACACUAUAGUUGCAGUUGCAUUCAGUGUGCUGGAUCUAAGAAGACAGACUCGUUAAAGCUGCAGGAUGGCCAAAAGAAAGAAAACCAAACAGGGUAAAAGUAAAACCAUCACCCUGAAAGUUGUUCAGAACUGCCUGGAGUUGACGCUGGAUGGUAAACAUCGUCUGAAUCUCAGUUUUAAGGAGGUUGCCGUGGUGCCGAAGUGCAUCCAGAAGCUGUGUAAUGUGGAUGAACUGGACCUGAGCAGGAACCUGAUCAGAAAGGUCCCCGACUUUAUUGAAAGUUUCAUCAGCAUUCAGGUUUUGGAUCUGCACAGCAACUGUCUGGAGCAGCUCCCCGAGACUAUCGGCCGUCUCCAGAACUUGCUGGUUUUGAACCUGUGUAACAACCAUCUGACGAGCCUCCCCAGAGAGCUCCGCCUGCUGAAGAAACUCCACACCCUCAACCUGGGUCUCAACCAGCUGGAAACUCUUCCCCCCUCCAUCGGCACUCUGGAGGAGCUCCGUCACCUCGGCCUCUCUGACAACCGAUUAACCCGUGUCCCUGGCUGCCUUUCGAGGCUGAAAAAGUUGGAGUGGGUCAACCUGGACAGGAACCCCAUCCGCACUGAGGAGGCACUGGGCCACGAGUCACUUGUACUAACAGAAAGACUUUACCUGGUCAAGGACAGCUUCCUGUGUGAGGACUGCCUGAAGAGGUGCCGAACUGAGAGGAAGAAGGUGGAGAAAGGAAACCAAGAUUGGGAGUACCCAAUUUGAUGACUCAGGAUGACAGGGAGAUGCAGAGAUUGAUUUCACUUAAAAAUACAUGCAUAUAAAUGUUUGAUUACUUAAGUAUUAUUCCUUUUUGUACCUUCACAGUACUAUAGCACAGUCUGCUGUUAUGAAUAGUUACAAACUGACUUUUGUGGAGCUGGUAUCCAUAAUGCAUUCUAGUCAAAGACAGUCAUCACUUUUAUAACUUGUGUUUUCUAUUCAAACUGCAUUUAUAACUAAAAGGUCACGAUUUUCAGAGUAAAGGGUAACAUUGUUAAAAUGAAUUAGAUUCAUAUCCUCUUUGAUGACAGAAACCUAAUCUGGUUUCACUUGAUUUUUCAGGUAAACAAGUGUAAAAAUACAGUUCUAAAGCAGCAUAAAGAAAACUGUGAUCAGUGAUGACAGCUGUAUAAUUGUGAACAACAUGCAGGUUGUGACUGCACUGUAAAUACUGUUCUGUGCUACAUGUAUUGACAAUAUCUUUGGCCUAGAGGGCAGCAAAGACUAACAGAGGCCACAAAUACUCACUGAGCAUCAGUACGUUCAUCAAACAGCACGUUCUUGUCAUUGAUUCUGAAUGUUCUAACAAUAAACUAUGUUAAAUUAGCUUUAAUUUAAUUAAAAGUAGUCUAUCAGGACAUUACUGUAGGCAAUACCAUGGAUGCUUAUGUGUUUAUUUGAAAGGUGUUGAAAUAAGGCAGUGCUGAUUUCUGAACAUCACAUGUAAUCUUCACUGUAGAACAUGAAGAUACAGACUUGGUCACAGCAAUGUGUGAUAAACUGUUUAAAAGAAAAAUAAAGCAAAGCUACACCAGGGAGAGAUCUAGUUUGUUUGAGUAAAGCUACUUAGAAAAGGUAGUUUGAACUAUUUUGUAAAAUAAUUGAUCAAAUUGACAAUGUACGUGUGGUACGGGAUUAUAACAAAAUAAAAAAAGUCACA